AUGGCGCUCGAGAACGAUGAUCUCAUGUCUCCACCUUCGGGUGUCACUCCCCUCAUCCUCAACGUCACCAUCGUGGGACGCGACAGUGGCAAGACGGAUGAGAUCGUUCGUCUUUUGAAAAAGAUCCAGAGCAAGGCUCUUUCGGACCAGGAGCCUGGAACUUCGGUGGUGAGUCUCCGCAAUCACGAGUCGUCGUAACGAGUGAUGGCAGAGCUUUGUACUUGCGCCUCGGGGCGCUUCGAUAGGCUGCUGUGACGUGUAAAGCGCAUAUAUGCGUUCCACACAUCCCCCGCAGACUGACUUCAAGCUGCUCAAGAAUUCAAGAUCCUGUAUUUGACCUGCCGAGUAUUGUCCCGCGUGUGACUAAGCUGACACCGCGCCCUCGCUUGUGCAUGUUGUGCACCUCGUCUUGCUAGUACCGCAUCACCCGCGGAGCUGUCGACAAGAACGUUGUCAACGUCUACGAGGUCUACAACGAUGCUGCUGCCAUGGCUGUGAGUAGCUUGGAGCACAAAAUCACUGCCGUUUUGGGGGACAUGUCUUGCAUGCCACGCCGCUGAAACGUUGCACGGUUUUCUCCUCGUGCUCUGCAGUUCCACACGGAAAAUGCCGACUUCAAGGAGCUCGUCUCGCGCGGAGAGGAGCUCGCCUCGGAGCUUCAAACCAAGGUUCGUGCUCAGAUAUUUCGAUGCGUGAACGGUCCGCACAAACCAAGUAGCUGACGCGUCCCACACUCUUGGAACUUCCCAAAAGUGGUUCAGCGAUGUCUGA
Molecule: messenger RNA, 771 nt
Organism: Ceraceosorus bombacis
Lineage: Eukaryota; Fungi; Basidiomycota; Exobasidiomycetes; Ceraceosorales; Ceraceosoraceae
Source: the annotation of a GenBank genome assembly